Molecule: messenger RNA, 3015 nt
Organism: Esox lucius (northern pike)
Lineage: Eukaryota; Metazoa; Chordata; Actinopteri; Esociformes; Esocidae
Product: protein THEM6
Exons: 4
Coding region: 1759-2439 (226 amino acids)
Source: RefSeq, a predicted model, not a curated record
AGUCAUUAGAACACAGUGUAACUGUCUUUGUCCAUAUGUAUACUUCAGAAUUUAAUGACGGCAAAUGGGGGUAUUCUCGACGUCUUGUUUGAACUAGCUUAGUAAGCCUAGCUACACCCCUAUCUGUCAUUCGAGUAGCAAACGCUAGCACUGCAGGCUAGUCCGUAAUGUUAUUGAACGUCAUUGUACGAGUGAACGAUAGCAAUAUAUGGAUUGAGUUACAUUUAAGUGGAAUUUAGUUGUGAAUUACAUUUAAGUGGAAUUUAGUCUCACACUACUGCCGGUUUAGCCAAUGACCUGGCUAUAGCCAGCUACUGCAACGUGAGUCUCUAGAGGCUGAGCAUCCAUUUCUUUACUUGGCUAGCUAAACAUAAACGAUGUGUAUAUAUUAAUAUAUGUAUACAUUUGUAAAACCAAAUCGCAAAAAUAAUUUUCUGAAAUUUUCAGUUCAUAAUAUAUUACUUUCCUGAAGUAUCAUCACACACACAGAGACACAAAAGGAAACUAGCAAAAGCUGCCCAGUGUUUGGUUCCCUAAUGAAACCGGACCUCUGUUGUGUAAUGUACACCUUUGUAGAUGUUGCUCCAGUGGCAGCAUAGUUAAUAAAUGUUAGGUGAUGCCGAAGCUUCCUAGUGUCUCAACUCCAUAGUGGUAUGUAGACAUUUUGUCUUUCCAUUUCUAAGCUUUUUUUAGACCAUUAAGGUGGGAAUGAUAUCGAAGAAAGUUUUUAAUUUAACAGCAGUGGGCCAGAUUUGAACCUGUGAUGCAACAGUAUAUUUCCCCCAGAGACACUGCCUUUGGUAGACCUCUGAAUCACCCCAGACCACCGUAGACCUCUGAAUCACCCCAGACCACCGUAGACCUCUGAAUCACCCCAGACCACCGUAGACCUCUGAAUCACCCCAGACCACCGUAGACCUCUGAAUCACCCCAGACCACCGUAGACCUCUGAAUCACCCCAGACCACCGUAGACCUCUGAAUCACCCCAGACCACCGUAGACCUCUGAAUCACCCCAGACCACCGUAGACCUCUGAAUCACCCCAGACCACCGUAGACCUCUGAAUCACCCCAGACCACCGUAGACCUCUGAAUCACCCCAGACCACCGUAGACCUCUGAAUCACCCCAGACCACCGUAGACCUCUGAAUCACCCCAGACCACCGUAGACCUCUGAAUCACCCCAGACCACCGUAGACCUCUGAAUCACCCCAGACCACCGUAGACCUCUGAAUCACCCCAGAUCAGCUGCAGAAAGACAUUAAUGUGCACUCUAAUUAAUUCUGUCUGUUAUCUCUCGCUCUCCGAUAACUAAUAAUGUAAUUAAUACCACUCCUCUCUGCCUCUCUCAUUCACAUAACUGGUAAUGUAAUUAAUACCACUCCUCUCUGCCUCUCUCAUUCACAUAACUGGUAAUGUAAUUAAUACCACUCCUCUCUGCCUCUCUCAUUCACAUAACUGGUAAUGUAAUUAAUACCACUCCUCUCUGCCUCUCUCAUUCACAUAACUGGUAAUGUAAUUAAUACCACUCCUCUCUGCCUCUCUCAUUCACAUAACUGGUAAUGUAAUUAAUACCACUCCUCUCUGCCUCUCUCAUUCACAUAACUGGUAAUGUAAUUAAUACCACUCCUCUCUGCCUCUCUCAUUCACAUAACUGGUAAUGUAAUUAAUACCACUCCUCUCUGCCUCUCUCAUUCACAUAACUGGUAAUGUAAUUAAUACCACUCCUCUCUGCCUCUCUCAUUCACAUAACAGAGGGAUGCUGCUGUGUUCACUUGGGGCCCUGCUGCUGCUCUUCUCCAGUGUGGAUGUGUGGUAUUUCCUGCGUGGGGUGGUGGUGGCCGUGCAGGCCUGGUUCCUGCCCCCGGUCUGGGACGUCCUGGCUGAGCAGAGUGUCCCUGGCAGGGUCCUGCCUCAUGACCUGGAUUACAUGGGACACAUGAACAACGCUCGCUACCUCCGGGAGUGUGACUUCGCCAGGUUCCACUACUACAUGCGGAACGGGAUAUUUAGAACGCUUCAUUCCCUGAGGGCCACCAUGGUGGUGGGGGCGUCUACGAUCCGCUACCGCCGCUCCCUGGCCUUCUGGGAGGCCUUCGACCUGCGCACACGCAUUGUGGCCUGGGACGACAAGUCCUUCUUCGUUGAGCAGCAGUUUGUUUCCCAGCGCGACGGGUUCAUCUCCGCGGUGAUGCUGUGCAGACAGAAUGUUCUCCGUAGCAACCCAGAGAGCAUCCUCCAGCUGCUCUGCAAGAGAAAGGUGGAGUGUCCAGACUACCCUGAAGAGCUCCAGCACUGGAUCAGCUUCAUCUCAGCCAGCAGUCAGGCCCUGAGAGCCCAGAGUGGACUGAAGGACACCACAGCAGAGAGUUCCCAGGAGAACACUGGAGAACAGGAGAACGUUGGAGAACAGGAACAUCUGGAAGACAAGGACAAGUGAAACACAGAGACACACACUAAACCCUGGUUACAUAGUAGCCCUGACAUUACACAUUUUGGUUUUAGCCCUGCAAAGACACCUGAUCUUCAUGUUGGUAAAAUAAAUCAGAUAGGCCCUAGAAGUGAAAUGUAUGACGCUGGUAGCACUCAUCUUCUGGGGUUGGUGAAACCUGACUGACAUCCCAGGGUUGGGGUCCAAUCCAGUUCCAGUCAAUUCAGAAAGUAAAACCAAAUCCCAAUUCCAGAUGUUGCUUAAUUGAAAAGAAGUGGGUUUUCAAUUUGGUUUCUGAACUGGAAUUGGACUUGACCCCUGCACUGUUAGACUGUAGAUAGAACCCGGCCACUGGCUUCCAUUUCACAGAGCUGUUGGCCAAACUGCAUGUAAAGCAUCAGCAGCAAUACUCAGCACUGCAGCUGUUUAAUAUGAAGAACUUGAAUGAAAGAUAAGCUAUAUGUAUAUAAAGAUGUAUAAUAUAAAGAAUACUGUCUAAUGAGAGAUAUAUACAGUGAGGGAAAAUGUUUUGAUCCCCUGCUGAUUUUGUACAUUUGCCCACUGACAAAUGAUCUGUCUAUAAUU